Messenger RNA from Drosophila eugracilis, 1632 nucleotides. Its product is annotated as pickpocket protein 19. Lineage: Eukaryota; Metazoa; Arthropoda; Insecta; Diptera; Drosophilidae. The transcript has 5 exons. Gene Ontology annotation, cellular component: membrane. Gene Ontology annotation, biological process: sodium ion transmembrane transport. The record is from RefSeq and is a predicted model, not a curated record. Gene Ontology annotation, molecular function: ligand-gated sodium channel activity. The coding region runs from base 1 to 1632 and encodes 543 amino acids.
AUGAAACUAACUUGGGCACUAAUUUCCUAUCAAUUAUAUCGAACCUAUACUUUCUUUAGGCAGACAAUAAGUCCAGUCAGCCUUAACAAUACCUUUAGCAAACUUUUCCCAUUCAUCAUGUUGCUGUACACGAGGGAACUUGUGGCUCCGCGGCCCAAGCAAGAACUGCUCCGUUUCAAGAACAAAGCACUUGGAAUAAAGUACAAGGAUAGACUGCGUAGCUCCUUUGCCCACUCCACCAUCCAUGGGAUGCAGCACGCCUUCGAAGAACGACAUCUCUGGCAGCGUUGCCUGUGGCUUACUAUCGCUUUAGGAGCCGGAAUCACCGGGUUCAGUCUGUACACCGCACUAAGACAUCGCCAUAGUGAACAGACCCUAGUCAGCCUGAUAGAUACAACUCAGUUGCCAGUGUACCACAUCGAUUUCCCAGCAGUGGCUAUAUGUCCGUGGAGCCAUGUCAAUUGGCAAAGGGCUCCAUCUGCAUUACUCCGAUUUUUACCCAAAAAUCCGAAUGCAGAGCUCAGAGAAACGUUCCGUCAGCUACUUGUCGUUCUGGAGGUGGUCACCUUUUCCAAUUUUAACAGGGCAGUGGAUCUGGCAAAAAGAAAUCUCACAACAUUGAGGUUUUUACAGUUGAAGAAGAUGAUGAACUACUUGGCCUAUCGAUGUGAUGAACUCUUUAUCCCAGAUUCUUGCGUGUUUGAUGAGACUCCAUAUGAUUGCUGCAAGCUCUUUGUGCCUGAACAAACGGAGAAGGGCCAGUGCUUGGUCUUCAACUCCCUGAUUUCGGAUCACUCCCGUAAAAAGCAACUAACCAACAAGUUCUAUCCCUACAAACUGAGUACUGCUGGUGAGGAAUCUGGCGUAAAGUUCACACUCAAUGCGAGCUUUUCCUUCGUUAGGAAUGGCGUAGAAGUUCCCUUUGGCAUGAAUCUGAUGAUCAAGGAACCAGGUCAAUGGUCAAAUCAAAUGAUGUACCACCUAUAUCCGGAUACGGAAAACUUCGUUGCUGUGCAUCCAAUGGUCACGGAAACAUCCCCAAAUACAUAUGAAAUGAGUCCCAGCAAGAGGGGUUGCUACUUUGAUAACGAAAAAAACCCUAACUUCCUGGACACUUCAUUAACCUAUAAUAGGGAAAAUUGCCUGGCUAUGUGCCUUCAUCUAGUCGUGUUGAAGACUUGCAAUUGCUCUACACCAGUUUUCUUGCCACCCAUUGAGGGAAUUCGUGAGUGUGGAAUUGAGGACGCAGGGUGUCUGGGCGGCAAUGCCGAUAUAUUCAGCUAUGUGAAGAUGGGUGACCAGGAGAAAUACAUUAACGACUCCCGACGUGGGCAUUUCUGUGAUUGUCCAGAUAACUGCAACUCACGCCAGUACAAAAUGACGCUCAAUGUGCGCAAGCUGGAUUACCCAAAAAAUUCCACCGAUAGAUUGAUCACAGCGCAGAUUUAUUACGGCCAGCGAGUGAUGACCAAAAUCAUAACGAAGCUCAAGUACACAAACCUAGAUUUAUUGGCCAAUUUUGGAGGUAUCGUAAGUCUUUAUAUGGGGGCCUCGGUCAUGAGUUUCAUAGAGCUUUCUUUUAUACUGGUCAAGCUGACAUGGGCACUGAUUACAGACGUUUGUGCAAAAUGA